GAUGGGUUUAAAGCUCCGAGCGAGGAACCGGAGCCUCCGGAGAGGGCACGGCCGCUGUCAAAAGUUUCUGGUUUAAUUACCGAGGGUGCGGGUCCUUCUGUGCACCGGCAGCGCCCCAGGGCCGGUGGCGAGUGCUGGGCUGCUGUAGCAGCAGCUGGGCUGAACAUCCCUGAAUCAGCCCGUAUUUGGUCACUUUUGGGUUUAGGGGAUGUGGCCAUUGAGAUGUCUCAGUCCUUUUGUCUUAAAGAAUUUCCUUGUUGAAGGCUUCAGCUUCCCAGCCCAGCUCUGCCCUGAUGAUGUCUGUGGGAAUGCCGUUGUCGUUGCACUGGGAGGAAGGUGACUUCUCUCUGUGAAGCCUUUGAGCUGGAUCUGUCUUCAACCUCGGUUAUGAAGUAGGAAAUCUAAAAAAGAUAAAUAACUUAAGUGUCUUUCAGGGAGCUAGUUAGAGGUUUGAUUUAAGGGCUGCAUGCCGAGGUGUUUGAGCUGGCUGGAAUUUGAGUGGAAGGAGCUGGCUCUCUCCUGGUGACACAGUGACACAGGUACAGCAGUGCCAGGGAUGGAGUGAGGGAUGAUCCAGCUACUUGGAUGUGAAUGGAUCCCACAGUUCCUCCCCACAGCCCUGUCAGUGGUGUAUUACUCAUGAGGAUACAUAUAUUCCUUCUGUGUAGCCCCUGGCCUUCUGGAGAAAUGGAUUUAUAGAGCUUGAGGGUAGUUUGUUUCCUUGUUUUUUUCUGUUGUGUGUGUUUGUUUUGUUUUGCCAGCCCAGGUUAUGUAUUGAAGCAUGUAAACAUUCAGAAGGAACAGUGUGGGUGAGUCCAAUGAGGCUCAUGUCUUGUACUGAGGAUGUUCAGGAUAACUCUUGGUGCUUCUGAAUCCAUGUGGCUUUGCUUGAAAAACUGGAGAAGGGCAUAAAGCAGCUACUGUGGAACUUCACAGCAGGAGCCUGGUGGUCUCAUUCUCCAUCUUGCAUUUCUCCUUGGGAUCCAGGUUCUUUGGACCAGGUGUGUCCCUGCAGAUGGCAGAGAUGCUUUCCUGGCAAGUGACCCUGGGGGCAGAGGCUGUGCUGUGUGACCUUGCAUAAAGUCAGCUCAUUCAAACAUCCUGAACUCUGAGAGUGAAAAAAACCAGCAUUUAUAGGCUGCCCAAAGCAGCACAUGAGCAGUCACCUAAUACACCUCCUCACCCUUGUGUGAUGGGGAAGGCAUUUCUUCACACAGUUCCUCUCACCUGUCUUCUGGCCAGCACCUCAGGCACGGUGGGUGCAUGAGAUGUCUAAGCCUCAACAGCAUCUUAGAGCCAUUGAUGAACCAGAAAUAGAACGAUCUCAUACUAGAUUAUCCACUUAAAGAGACCUACAGUUGCGUAGCUGCACUUGCAGCUUGCAGGACUGAUUGUAAAUCCACUAAAAAUAGAUCUUUAUUUCACACUAGGCUUACACAUGCUCCCUGUCAAAAUGCUUUUAAUUUCCCUCUCUGACGUGUGCUGGUGUAUUUUGUAUUCUGCUCAACGUUUCUGAGAAUCGCAGGCAAAAGAUGUUCUUCAUUGCUCCUCCUACAGUGCCAAAACUCUGCACGUUCCAUAAAAUAAACUUUAAAGGUUCAUCUGGAUGCCCAAAGCCAUGGCAGGAUCCCACAUGUGCUGUCAGAGCUAGAUGACCAGUAAAUUGAGGAAGUGAUGUAAACUUCCAUAAUUAGGGGCAUAGGAACGCUCAGCUACCACUGCUGUAAAUAGUGAGUGGGGGAAAAUUCUGUUUUGGGGGUAAGGUGUAGCCACUAUUGAAGUUGUAGCUCUGGGUGGAGAACUGAUGUGGUGCUGGGAGUGUCAGGCUGGGGAGGAAUAGAAGGGGCAGUGCUGGAGACUGGGAUUUGGUGUCUGAAGCUUGCAGGAUCCUCUCCUCCAGUUCUUCCAUUAAGUGCUCUGUAUACUUAAUACAGCUCUUGAUUGGAAAUUGUUCCCCUGAGCAUAGAUUCUUUUAUCCGUAUGUAAAUGCUCCUUUGUGCUCAGUUUUAGGCCACAUACUUCACUUGCUGUGUCUGUCACUGCAGAGAGGUUUGAAUAAUUCCCUGAUUUUUGGAACAGACGUGUUGUAUUUUGCAGAUCUCCCUGGGCUCAGGAGCAAUGAGUUUCCUGUGUCAGCUGUCUGCAGCCUCUGAGUGAUGGGGUGACAGCUCAGGAGGGAGGCAUGGAGACCUUGUAACCUAUGGGGGGAGCAAAAAGUGUGAUGGAGCUGUAUGGAAUUUAAUUAGUUUACUCUCUCUGAAUAUGGCUCAUCACUUGCUUUGAUUUUUCUUUACACUCUUUGUGUUUUCAUUGGGUUUUAACUCAAGUUAGUUCUCUAAUUCUCUUCCCCAUGAGGUUCUUACCUCAUUCUCAGAAGCUUGUGAUCUUCAAGCAUCUGCAGAAUACCUGUUGGGUGGAUAUGAGAGGAAUUUCAUUUGUAGAAUCAAGAUUUAGAUUGGAAGGACCUUUAAAGAUCACCUUCCCCUAGUGCAGGCUGCUCCAAGCCCCAUCCACCCAUAUCACAACACACAGUUGAAGUGCAGAACUGCACUUGGGUUUUUCUUCCUUGUGGAGGGUGGAGAUGGUCUGAGGUGCAAACGUUGGCCUGCACAGCUUUGGGGUGAUUUUGCUCACGUCCCAUUGGCGUGGCUGCUGCAGUGACUCACUUCUAGAUGUUACUGAUGAAAAUGGGGCAUCUGGGGCCUUCCUCUGGCUUCCACACCAGUCAGACUGAGACAGCACUGUGGUGCUGACUCCUAAAAUGUGGGGACAGAUGACACCGGGGCUGUGCGUCGCGUGGCCGUGAUGCUGGGGGAAUUUAGACCAUGGUGAAGAAGCUCCUGAAUGAAUUCCUGCUGCUGCUUUCCAUGCCUGUUCCAGACCAUGGUCUGUGCCUGUCUCAGCCUCUCUUAGCUCGUGGCCCCAGGUCUAUGGAGCUGGGUGCCUUUGCAUUCCAAGAGCAGCCCUGUCUGCUGCCGGGGAAGGCGCGUGGUCAGCAGCUGUAGGGUAAUCUGCUCCCAAAGAAACUGAGUGGUUUACAUCUACUGCAGCUUAUUUUUGCUCAUUGUUUCCUGUUUAUGUGGAUAAUCUUCUUAUCCACAGAAAUGUCCGGUCCUCUCUUUGAAUCCUUGAGUUUUUGCUUCUAGACAUUUUAGAGCAGUAAGUUCCACAGGCUUAAAAAAAUAAAGUAAUAACCUCUUUACUUCUUUGUAUAUAAGUGACAAUUCUAUUCUUGAUAUAAUUUAUGAAAGGAUGAGUUGUUUUUUAUUGUGUUGCCUUUUAAUAUCUGAUUUUCUUCAUUUUAUUUCAAAAGCAAGCUGUCUUAAGUCUUUUUAGUGUCUCUGGCCAAUUUUUUUUUCCCAAAUCCUUUACUGGUUUUUUUUGUCCUUUUCUGAAUUCUGUCCUUCUCUGACACGAAUUCUGACUCUUAACUUGUGGUUCCCUUCCUGGGAUGGAGUGAAGAGGAAAUGAAUGCAGUAAUCUGAGGAAGGUACAGUAUUGGAUUAUAUAGCUGCACAGUAAUACUUUUAGUGACAAAAAACUACUGGAUGCUUUGUGGAGAGGUAGGAAAAGGUUUUACAUUGUUACAGGUCACCACUGUUCAGUUUGGAAGGUUUAUGUGGCAGCAGCUCCAUCUAAUGUAUACUGAAGUCUGGUAAAGCUUCCAUUGGGUGGGGUCAAGGCCAAAUUCUGCUGCUUUUUCUCCUCCAUGAUUAUAUUUCAGUUACUUGGGGAAGAGAUGAAGGUGAAGCCUUUUGUGGCUUUGAUCCAUGUUCACCAGGAUCUUGAGGUAGCCUGAAAUUUGACUGUGUGUCUUUGCAGGUGAAUCAAGCUUGAAGGGGCACAUUAUUGGGUCUGGGCCACAGCUGAUGGAGUAGUUCUGGGAAUGUAGAAGCCAGUUCUGUAAUGACACUUGGUCUUUCUGUCUUUUCAGGUGCUGGAAAAUUACUCAGAUGCUCCUAUGACCCCAAAACAGAUUCUGCAGGUCAUAGAGGCUGAAGGUCUAAAGGAAAUGAGUGGCACGUCUCCCCUGGCCUGCCUCAACGCCAUGCUCCACUCCAAUUCCAGGGGAGGUGAUGGGCUCUUCUACAAACUGCCUGGACGCAUCAGCCUUUUCACACUCAAGAAAGAUGCCUUGCAGUGGUCCCGGAACCUGUCAGUGCCAGAAGGGGAGGAGCUGGAGGACACAGCAGAUGCAGAAAGCUGUGGGUCCAACGAAGCCAGCACUGUGAGUGGUGACAAUGAUGUGUCUCUUGAUGAAACUUCUUCUAACGCCUCGUGUUCCACCGAAUCUCAGAGCAAGGGACCUGCUACCAGGGAGAGCUACAGAACUGCUUCCCAGACAACCAAACAGAAGAAAAAGACAGGUGUGAUGCUGCCACGGGUGGUGUUAACACCACUGAAAGUAAAUGGGGCACACAUGGAGUCUGCCUCAGGCUUCACAGGAAGGCAUGCUGAUGGGGAGAGCAGCAGCACAUCCAGCAGCAGCAGCAGCUCCUUGGCCCUGUGCAAAACCAGCCUGCGCAGUAGGACAGAGAUCAACAGGGAUCCUCCACAGCUGCUCAGGGGCAUCCGAAAGCCCACGGCUGGGCAAAUGAAACGGAACAGGGGUGAGGAUAUUGACUUUGAAACCCCAGGCUCCAUCCUUGUCAACACAAACCUGCGAGCGCUGAUCAACUCCAGGACCUUUAAUGCGCUUCCAUCACACUUCCAGCAGCAGCUGCUUUACCUCCUGCCUGAAGUCGAUAGACAGGUGGGGGCUGACGGGUUGAUGCGCCUCAGUGGCAGCGCUCUGAACAACGAGUUCUUCACCCACGCUGCACAGAGCUGGAGGGAACGGCUUGCUGAUGGUGAAUUUACCCAUGAGAUGCAAGUUCGAAUCCGGCAGGAGAUGGAGAAGGAAAAGAGAGUGGAGCAAUGGAAAGAGAAGUUCUUCGAGGACUACUAUGGGCAAAAGUUGGGCCUGACCCAGGAAGAAUCCCAGGCGCAGAAUUCAGUGCAGGAGGACGCUGAGAACAGGACAGAGGUGUCUGUUAAAGGAGAAGCGAGGCUGCCGUGCGGGCCGGCCACGCGCCAGAGGGACGGGCGCUUCCGGAAACGCUCCCGGGCCGACCUGCGCUGCCGGGCCAGGAGGAGCCUGUACAGACUGAGGGAGCCUGAGCACACGGAGACUCCCAAAGAGCCUGCUCCCGUGGGGCCAGAUCCCUCACUUCAUAAAGAGCCAAAGCCCGAGACAGACCUGAAGAAAGAUGAUCUGACCAGCUCCUCAGCUGCAGGAUUGAAGGCAGAGAGUACUGAACUGCACCUCUCUCCAGAGACUUCCAAAUCAAACAGCAAAUCUGAAGAUCCAUCAUUGGCAGCUACCAGCAGAAUUCCCAGUUUGCCCCAGGAGAACUCUGCUCAGGAGUCCAAGGAGCAGAAGAGGAAAAGCUUUGAGGAGGCUGCCUCUGCGUCCUUCCCCGAAAAGAAGCCCCGGCUUGAAGAUCGUCAGUCCUUUCGUAACACAAUUGAAAGUGUUCACCCAGAAAAGCCACAGCCUACUAAAGAGGAGCCCAAAGUCCCACCCAUCCGGAUUCAACUUUCACGUAUUAAACCACCCUGGGUGGUUAAAGGUCAGCCCACUUACCAGAUCUGCCCCCGGAUCAUCCCCAGCACGGAGCCCUCCGGCCGGGGCCGCCCCGGGGCCCGCACCCUCGCAGACAUUAAGGCCCGUGCUCUGCAAGCCCGAGCCCAGCGCGAGGCCGCCACCGCCGCCAUCGGAGGAGGGGGUGGCCCUGGUGGGGGGAGAGGCUCCGAGGAAGGAGGCGGUGGAGGAGAAUCCAGCGGCCGUUCCCAGCACAGGAGAUCCAAGAGAGCUCAUGGAAAACGUGCGUCAGAUCUACAGCGAGCACAACUACAGCUGUCUGUUCAUCUGAGCGGAGGGAAGGCUGACUCCAAAGGGGCUGCUCAGGAAGCCAGCGUGAAUUCCUGCCUCUCUGCCACACAAGAUCACUCUUCCUCAAAAAGCGAAAGGAGCAGCGUUCCAGGCUGUGCCACAGGGUCAGGGGACACUCAGCCUGGUGAUGGGUCACCCAGGACACCGUUCUGUGGUUCUCUGACUGUGUCAUCCUUGGACAGUGCAACUCCUGAGAGGCAGGAGGAGAGUCCUGAGCAGCUCCUCCAUGGCCCAAGGACCGAGCUCCCAUCUUGUGCUGCAUCACAGGAGAGCACAAAGCUGGGAUGUGUGGUUCCUGUGGUGACCAGUGGGUCGUGUUCUGGGGGGCAGGGAGCUGGGGUCAGUGCCACGGGACACAGGGCUGUGGUGGAACUUGGAGAUGUUGGUACUCCCACCGUACAGCUGGAUUGUCCUUCUGAUGUAAAGCAAAAUUCCUCCAGUUGUCCUUUUCCACCAGAAUUGUCAUCAGGUGUCUCAGAACGCCAUGAUCCAGAGAAGGUGUCUGGUUUUAGAUAUAACAACUCCCAAACAUUUCUGGAAAAAGGUGUUGCUGAUAAUACCUCCAAAACAGUGACUGUUGGAGUGAAGAAAGCGAUCCCUGCAGUGUGUGACACUGCAGAGCUGCAGGCAGGGAAAGGCAGUGAUGGCAAACUGAGUAAUGAGGAACAAAAGGCAGAGGCUCUGCUGCAGCCCUCUGUGCAUGGUGACUUUAUUUCUCAGAAUAGGAUAGAUACCUCUGAAAAACUCCUGCAGCCAAGGGAGAGGUGCCUCAGAACCGAACCAGAAAAUACACAUCAGCCCCUGGAAGAGACUCAGGAGUUGAAGAGAAGUGGAGAUGAAGAAAUACAGAGUACACACAGUGAAACAACAGACACUGCUUCUGACUGGGAAGGGGACAUGGCUGAUGAGAAUGUGGAGGUGGAGAUGUGUUUCAGAAGUGUCAGCUGUAGGGAGGUGGCUGGGAAAGGCUCUUCCUGUCACAGCUGCAGUGAGAAACGCAAUGGGAUUAGGUCAAAAUUGUCUGUGGAGACAGAGAGUCCAGCCUGUUCUGGGGACUUGGUGGCACCCCCACCUCAGAGGUGGGGACCCCAGAAAACCGAGCGUCCGGCCAGCUCUGCUCGGCCUGCGUCCUCCAUCGAGACCAACAACCCUUUGGUGAUGCAGCUGCUGAAGGGGAAGCUUCCACUGGAAGAAGUUCUGCCAGUGUCUCACGUCAACAUCAAGCUGGAAAUUGCACAACCAGUGCUGCAGAAGCAGUCAGAAAGCCUCUCCCUGCAGCUGGACAGAGGCAAUGGUCACUAUUUUGGCAAAGACUCUUCUCCAGGUGUAGGAAUAAAGACGAGUGCCCAAAGCAGGAGCGAUGAUGUUCGCUCAGUGAGAUCUUCCAAAGAUCCCCAGGAAAAAACCUGUGGAUCAGGAGCAGCAUUAUCUGGUGUAGAGGAUCAGGCUGUCCCAGAAAAACAUUCCAAAGUUGGUGCGACUUUAAGCUGCCAAGACCAACUGGCAAACGUGGCAAGUGCCUCUCUGAAGUCUGAAGAUGGGGACCCUCGGGAAGGAACAUUUUCUUCCUGUAGCUUUGAGGAGCAGAAGGAGUUGCCCAAGGUCCACCGGAUGCCACAGCACAAUCCAUUACCAAGUGUCACAGCAGGUAAAAGCCCAGAGAAGCUGAAUGCUUCUACAGAGCCUCAGUUUUUGUCUCCAGGUGUAACUUCUCUUGGACCAAAUCAGACAGGAGGUGCAUUGGUCAAUAAAAAUUACAGUGGGAUUCAAGGCAAAAAGCUCUUUGGUUCUGGUUUUCCUUCCAGCCCCAGCGUGAGGCUGCAUCACUCCAGGGCUUUGGAACACAGUUCAGCCAUGGAAACCUUGUCCCCUGGCAAACAGAUUGCCUUGGACAAGGGCUGUGCACUGGGAGAAGGAAUCCCAGCUGCCAGGGAGGAGUGGACUUCAAAGCAGCACAGCAGCACCGCGGGAGGGAUCAGAAGUGAGAAGGUGCUGGUGUGUGGCAGCCCAGCCAAGAGCAAUGCAGAGAACCGGGGGGAUGUGGCCCAGCAGCCCACGGAACUGGCCGAGCACACACAGAAAGAGCCACUCGUCAUGGACUGGCCCUUCUUUAAGUUUUCAAGGGAUCCAGGAAAAGGACAGUGUCACCCUUUGGAGCCUUCAUCCAUCCCCUCUCAGCUCAAUAUCAAACAAGCUUUUUAUGGGAAGCUUUCAAAGCUGCAGCUUAAUUCCACCAGCUUUAAUUAUUCAUCCAACACUCCGGCUUUCCCCCGAGGCCUUGCUGGGAGCGUGGUGCAGCUCACCCACAAAGCGAACUUUGCUGCGAGCCGGAACACGGCCCUGGCUGUGCAGAUGUUUGCUGACAGCAGCAGUGUUGAUGAGAUCUCGUUCCAGUGCUCGUGCAGCCUCAAAGCCAUGAUCAUGUGCAAAGGCUGCGGCGCCUUCUGCCACGACGACUGUAUAGGACCCUCUAAGCUCUGUGUAUUGUGCCUUGUGGUGAGAUAAUAAAUUAUGGCCGUGGGACAGGUUGUAUAUUCAGUGUGUGUAUUUUGAUAACGACUGAUCCUAACGCCUAUACACAAAGUACACAAAGUACUCUCUGUUCAUAGUAGAAACGCUGUUACACUUUGUUUUGGUGAGGAACGUUGAGCUGCCUUCCCACGGAGGUCGACGGUGCAGAGCUCAUUCCUGCUGAUGGGGACACCCUGCUCUGGGUGGGCUGUGCCCCAUGGGAGCCAUCCUGCUGCUUCCUGCUGUCAUGGAGAUUCCAGCUGUGCUCUGAGGCUGACGCCGGGGGGAGAGGCCGAUCGCUGUGGCAAUCCCUGGACCUUGUGUGGAGGAAAUCCUUACAUCCAAAGGAACUGGAAGAUGGUGUUUGCUAUUUCAGGGCUGCACAAGGUGAGGCCCUACAGUCUUCCACUCUCCCCUUCUGCCAUCUCCAUUCCCGGUUUGUGUGGGAAGUGCUGCUGUGCAGUGAGUGUAAGCAGAAGAGCUGCCCUGCAGGGAUGGUCCUGUGCAGUCUUUGGAUGCUCCAGCAGAAUGUGGUGCCCAGGGAUGUGCUCUGCAGGUGCUUAUGGAGCCAUGUACAGCCCACCAUGUGCCACAUGGAACCCACGUGGAGGAUGCAAGAAGAGGAAAAAAAAUUUCGGGGCAAGUGCCAAGCAAAUGCCUUCUGCUGGUCUGCAGGAAGCUGCGUGGCCAGGGAACUGUUCCUGGCUGAACUGGCCCAGCGGCUGUGCCUGCCUCCUUUGGCCAACUUCCACAAACUGCUGUGGAACACUGGAGGUUCCCUGGAGCUCAGUGAUAGGGUCAGUGAGCUCUGCACUGCAGCUUUGUGGUGAGGACCUGAAACCCCACAGCAGCUGAGCACCUGCGAGCAUCAAGCUGUGCAUCUGUGUGACCAUCACCUAACAUUUAAAGCAGUGUUCUUUCCUCUUUUUUUAUUUUCCUUUUUUUUAUAUAUUUUCAUUCUUGGAUGUAUAAAGUGAGUUAUUUGGCUCCUGUAAGUAUCCUCUCUGCAUCUGUUUGAUCAUAUAUUUAUAUGUUGUACACAGUACUGGCCAACUCUGUAAAUGGAUGUAAUGUACAUAGAGCAUAAAGGGGUCUUUUUUUUUUUUUUUUCCUUGGAUUUCCAGGCUCUACAGCAGUAUUGCAUUAAAGUGGUGUUAGUUAUUGUCAGAGCCACCGUAUUCCGUCUUGCCUGACAUGAGGCUCACCACGCUGGGGUCUUGGUUCCCACAGCCUCCCCUGCAGCCUGGGUGGACUGUGCUGUGCAGGCUCAAGGAUGACCAGGUGGGAUUUGCUGAGCCGAGCUCAACUCCCCCAUUGCUCAUUUAUGCUCUUGCCAGUUGUUGCUGCACCUGAGCUCCCAGGGCAUGGCUGUACCUGCACUGCAAGGAGGUGAAUGAACAUCCACGUGCAUCCAGAGAGGGAGAGCAAAACUGCAGUUCUCCUCCUCUCUGGAGCAAUUCCUAAUCAACAGUUAAUUGCUUCAGCGAGGGGGAGAAGCCGCUGGCUUAUUCAAGCGGGCAGUAGCAAGAAUUUUAGGGAGUUUAUUUUCAGUUUUUUCUUCUCGUCCCUUUUCCAGCUCCAUCCUACCUCCCUUCACCAUGCACUUUCUUUCAGCCGUGCAAGUUCCUCUUUCAGCCACAAUCGCGAGGGGUGGAACAAGUUCAGUCCCUGAGAUGGUUUUAUCCUCAAUGCAUCCACCAGCCUCAUGCCACGAGAAGGAGAGCCCGGUGCCCCGGCCUGGGCAGGGCUGCGGUGCCCUGGGGGCGAGCAGAGGUGUGGAACCUGCUUACCAAAGAUGGGGAGCGGAGCAGGGGGUUGGCUCUGCCUCCUGGGGGCCACUGCAGUGUUCAGCUCGGACUGGUCUGGGGGGCAGAGCCCUCGGGGGGGCCUGCUCGUGUCUGUCCCUUGUGCUAUUGGAAAAAUAAACACUGUAAAAUCUG
This is a messenger RNA of Melospiza melodia melodia, 10386 nucleotides long. It is a transcript of the gene ASXL1, whose product is annotated as ASXL transcriptional regulator 1. The transcript is spliced from 12 exons. The record is from RefSeq and is a predicted model, not a curated record. Gene Ontology annotation, biological process: animal organ morphogenesis; positive regulation of transcription by RNA polymerase II. Gene Ontology annotation, molecular function: peroxisome proliferator activated receptor binding; DNA binding; chromatin binding. Gene Ontology annotation, cellular component: PR-DUB complex. Lineage: Eukaryota; Metazoa; Chordata; Aves; Passeriformes; Passerellidae. The coding region runs from base 3962 to 8440 and encodes 1492 amino acids.